Molecule: messenger RNA, 946 nt
Organism: Mytilinidion resinicola
Lineage: Eukaryota; Fungi; Ascomycota; Dothideomycetes; Mytilinidiales; Mytilinidiaceae
Exons: 2
Coding region: 196-747 (183 amino acids)
Biological process (GO): regulation of DNA-templated transcription
Molecular function (GO): zinc ion binding; DNA-binding transcription factor activity, RNA polymerase II-specific
Source: RefSeq, a predicted model, not a curated record
GAAAUUACAGAGCGAACGCAGAAUUUCGAAAAACGGCGGAUAGGCGAAUAGAGCCUAAGUAGUGCUUUUAUUUUAUAUGGUCGUAGUCGUGGCGUGCGAGGCGGGUUUUCUACAAAGGUAUUCUAAGGCCACCAAUACAAGGUUCCGCGCGCGUUGCCGAGUGUAGGGGUCCACAGGUCAGAUAGUUUCGCCAAAAUGAUAGUCAGCAUAAUCCUCGGCUCUGGCCGGGCAGUCAACAGCUGUGUGAACCGCCUAGCGGGUCGUCGUUCUUCAGCAUUUAUACACUUCCCCCUCAGGUCGCUCCUUUGGUCCCCCUCCUCCAGCAUCGGCGCCAUGGACGAGACGCCUCACCACAGCUCUAGCAGGAUACCAGGCAAAAAUCGUCGAACAGCAGCAUGCAAUUACUGCAGGGCGAAAAAGAUUCGAUGUAAUGGGAGCAUCCCAUGUGCCAACUGCCUCGAUCGCGGCGAGGAAUGCGUAGUUACGGCCCGGCGUCGCCCACGGAUCCACGACAGCCAGGGCCAUGAUUCGGGAGACUUGUCUCGUCGUCUUCAGCACCUCGAAGCCUUGCUGGGGACUGCAGCCGAAGGCUCGAAAGUUCGGCAUACGGGCGGGCGUGUAGCCAAUGACGAAUGCAGCCGUCCAUUGACGCCUCUUGACCUCUCGGAUUGCACAUCAAGCUCGUCCCUAAUCGAUAGCCAAGGGAACCAUCGAGGGACCCAUGCAAAUCUAGCUGUGAGUUCAUGAGUGGUAGAUAUUGAAAUGAUCUUUGCCCUUGAUAUGAUACGCUGUCUUAGAGCCCAAAGGCUACGAUAACAGGUCGUCAAGCACCAGUCUAUACCUUAAAGCUGACGCGCCACAGGAUCUCAGGCCCAGCAUACCACAACCCACAGUCUUCAUCCAUCACCAAUCAGGCCAUCAAGCAGUCGCGCCUCUAGAAGACAGC